AUGAGUAACGUUGGAGUAGAGGCCAUUGCCGUCAUCACCGGCUCAUUCUUGUCCGGGGCGAUGAUGAGCGUAUAUCUACUAGCAGUUCCAUCUCUAUUCGACACUACAACCGACCCAGGCCACCUGCUGCGCCAUUGGAGUCGAAUAUUCCUCAACGGUCAUAUCAAGGGGCCUAUCAUCUGCCUCACUACCACCGCACUGUACGGGAUUGCGGCAGUCAGCAAGUACUCGGCGGGGGAUGCAUGGGGUGUUUUUGCCGCAGCAGGUUUAACCACCAUCAGCAUGGUACCUUUCACUCUGACGGUCAUGGCCCCGACAAACAAUGCUCUCUUUCGGCUUGAGGGCGAGGUGAAGAAGGGGAACAGCCCGUCCUGGCCGGACGCUGAGCGCCUGGUACAGAAUUGGAACCGGUUCAACGCUAUUCGGGCUUUCUUUCCCUUGGCCGGUGCUGUUUUGGGGCUGUUAGGCACGCUGAAGUUGGUUUCCUUCUAG
Aspergillus puulaauensis is the source of this 492-nucleotide messenger RNA. RefSeq names its product DUF1772 domain-containing protein. The transcript is spliced from 2 exons. The coding region runs from base 1 to 492 and encodes 163 amino acids. The record is from RefSeq and is a predicted model, not a curated record. NCBI's taxonomy places the organism in Eukaryota, Fungi, Ascomycota, Eurotiomycetes, Eurotiales, Aspergillaceae.